CUACAGUGCCGAGGAACCUGCUCCUCGGUCCAGCGAGGUCCUGCUUUCACUGGCUGUCUUCUCUCCCCGGUGUCGGCUCCUAUACCGAGUGUCCACUGUGCAUGCGCAAGAAGUGCUGCGCUUUGUCUGCAAUCUCUGGUCAUCUCCUGUAGUAUGUCCACAGUCUCUGGUCAUCUCCUGUACUAUGUCUGCAGUCUCUGGUCAUCUCCUGUAGUAUGUCCGCAGACACUGGUCAUCUCCUGUACUAUGUCCUCAGUCUCUGGUCAUCUCCUCUAGUAUGGCCGCAGUCUCUGGUCAUCUCCUGUAGUAUGUCCGCAGUCUCUGGUCAUCUCCUUUAGUAUGCCCGCAGUCUCUGGUCAUCUCCUGUACUAUGUCUGCAGUCUCUGGUCAUUUAGUGUACUAUGUCUGCAGUCCAUUGGGUCA
Molecule: messenger RNA, 423 nt
Organism: Staurois parvus
Lineage: Eukaryota; Metazoa; Chordata; Amphibia; Anura; Ranidae
Source: the annotation of a GenBank genome assembly